This is a messenger RNA of Gordionus sp. m RMFG-2023, 984 nucleotides long. Its product is annotated as probable ATP-dependent RNA helicase ddx42. Lineage: Eukaryota; Metazoa; Nematomorpha; Gordioida; Chordodea; Parachordodidae. The record is from RefSeq and is a predicted model, not a curated record. Bases 1 to 984 code for a protein of 327 amino acids. The transcript is spliced from 2 exons.
AUGGACGAAAAAUUAACUCUUACACACACUCAAUAUGUUCCUAAAUUUCCCAAGUUAUCAGGAAAAUUAUCUGAGACUUAUCUUAACUUAAUUGAAACAUGCUUUGAGGGACAUAUCGAGUCAGACUCAUCUAAAGUUAGGACACUACUAUGUAGCUUACCAAUUGAGAUUGUAGACCAAGUUACGUCGAUAUGUUCUAAAGCACAGUUAAAAGACUUUAAUAUUGUUUUGAACUUUAACUUAGCUGUACAAGGUGCCGAGGAGUCCUUCCAUACUUUUUAUUUUAGGAUUUCAAAACUUCAUAAAAGAUGCGAUUUUGAUAACGAUACGAGAAUGAUUGAGAAAUUAAUAACUUGUUCUUUAAAUGAUAAUAUCAGAAGGAAGUUAAAUAAACAUAAGCACGAAGGCUUAGAUAAGAUGAUGAAAUUAAGAGUUGAGUUAGAUGGCAGCAAUAUUAAGCUGGAGAUUAGCGAUACAAAUUAUAUAGAUAAAAACGAAAUUAUAAAAAAUGAUUCUAAAACUUUUAAUAGUAGGGAGAAUCUUAAUAAUUUUAGGCCAAGUGAUAUAAAUAGCAGAAACUACCAAAACAGUAAUUUCCGAAAUAACGAGAGUCACUCUAGAAAUUUUAGUAAUAAUCAAUUUUCAAACAACUACAAUUCAAGCAAUUUUGGUAGGAACAACGCUCGGCUAAAUUAUAACUACAAUUCAAACAAUCACGGUAAGAACACCACUCGGCAAGAUUACAAUAACAAUUCAAACAAUUAUGGUAGAGGUACUUGGCAAAACAACAACAAUUCAAACUAUUACGGAAGAAACUCCAUGUGGCACAAUAACAAUAAUGCAAACAAUUAUGAUAAAAACAAUGCCUGGCAAAACAACAACAAUUCAAACUAUUACGGAAGAAACUCCAUGUGGCACAAUAACAAUAAUGCAAACAAUUAUGAUAGAAACAAUGCCUGGCAAAACAACAACAAUUCAAACUAA